Messenger RNA from Mizuhopecten yessoensis (Yesso scallop), 7495 nucleotides. RefSeq lists its product as uncharacterized. Gene Ontology annotation, molecular function: calcium ion binding. The record is from RefSeq and is a predicted model, not a curated record. Bases 185 to 2665 code for a protein of 826 amino acids. The transcript is spliced from 11 exons. NCBI's taxonomy places the organism in Eukaryota, Metazoa, Mollusca, Bivalvia, Pectinida, Pectinidae.
CGGAAGUGUAGCCUUAAAAUGUGCCACACCGGAAUCAGAAGCAUAGAUAGGGAGCUACCGGAACACACCCAAACAUGGCCUACCCAUAACGAAUAUGAUAUCGACAACUUUUGAUCUUUUGAAGACGACAGAGAAUAAAAUUCUUCGGACAAAGUGUCCAUGAGAACAGGGUCCAGAAACUGAGAUGUCGCGGAGUUUGGAGCUUAUUGUUGUCCUGUUGGUGGGGUCAGUCACAUUGUGCAGAGGUUGGAGAGUAGUCCUGAAGGUGGCAUCUGGUGAGGAUGUGUCUCCCUUAACAAGUUUGUUUGACCUCUGGACGUCGUCUCAUCACCUGAACGACGACGCUGCUGGCAUCGCCCAAGUUCACGACUCGUUCUUCUCCCUAGGGAUGCCAACAUACAAAUCCAGGAUUGUAAAUAACUGGGCAAAGUUAAAUAUACAAAAUGUGAAAGUUGGUAUGUAUGACAGAAAUGGGAAGGAGAUUGUAAACAUUGUGUUCAAUAACAGUUGGUCAGACAGCAUGACCUCUUGGUUUACUGCCGAUAACAUCGUCCAGCAAGGUCAGCGCUACACCGACCUUUCUCCUCAGCUAAUCUCUAAUUGUAGUGCUGAAGGAGAAUCAGGUAAAGGUCAUCGCUUCCUGAUCACAUCAAACUCCUCCCCAGGAUGUGAAACCAUUAGGGGGUGGAUGGUUGUCGUAGAUAAAGGUCGUACCGGCCAGUGUCACUGGGACUACGGGCGCGAAACACCAUUCUUCCUGUACUCUCAAAACACGACAAGUACAACCUUGUUGGAAAUGGUCUCUGCCAGUGUCUUUGUUAUUUUUGUGGAUGACUGUGUGGACAACCCGUGCCAGUUUGGUGGGAAGUGUCACAACAACCUUGGGGUGUCCAGUUGUGUGUGUGCUGACCAGUACUAUGGCCACACCUGUGAGACUGUGUGUCCCUGCCAGUAUGGGUCCUGUGUGAAGGAAACAGCCGGAAGCAGAUCUAAUCCUCGGAACUUUGAUAUCGGAGGGGAGAUACUGUCAUGUAACUGUUCUGCAGGGUACACUGGGGUCAAUUGUGACCAGGAUAUUGAUGACUGUUUGGGAGAUCCUUGUUUACAUGGAGGGGUGUGUGAAGAUGGGAUUCAGUCUUACACUUGUGAAUGUCCUGUUGGUUACCAUGGCGUCCAUUGUGAAAAUACAAGGGAUGCACAGAUUACAGAUCAAAGUACCACUGGUGCCAUCAUAGCUGUAGCCGUAGUUGUGCCCCUUGUCGUCAUUGUCAUCGUCCUCGCUGUCAUCUAUGGGAUAUACAUCAAGCGCAAUCCUGAUGGAUACGGCCGUGCGACCAUCUACAAACAUUCAGCCAUUGCAAGAGACUUUGUCAGGCGCAGUUUCCGCAGGAUGUCCGGUCGUAGGCCACGCCAGGGUAAAGAGUCGGCGUCCAAGGAAACAACCAAAGACAACAAGAAAAUCAUUUCUUCUGAGCAAAUCACGUUUGAAUAUGAUAAUACUGGAUUCCGUGAAGGAGAUGUUGACGAUGGAUUCGGUGAUGGAGAUAGCUCAAAGCAAGGCUACAGCCGACAAGAUUCGGAACACAUCGAUCUCUCCCCUGAAGACCAAUCUGUUAUUUCAGGUGAAUCUGUCAGAACCAAAACACCUCCACAUAAUGUAGGCUAUACAAAGUACUUAGACCCUCGUCAGACCAACAGGUCACACAGUACAAGUCCAAGAUUUGAUACAGAACAUGCGUACCCCGAAAGUAGUCAGGAUUCAAAUACCAGUGGUUCCCUCUACCAGGAAAUGAACCCAGGUCUGACACCUGACUACGGUCCUGCCUAUCAACCAGAUAUUUCGCCUCACUAUGACAAUAUGUCUGUCCAGCAGAAGACAACUGGUGCAGGAUCUGUCGAGUCCAAACGCCCUCAGGCAGCCCCGCGGAAUGACAAAGAUCGUCAUUUUCAAAAUGCUAAACCUCCGUCCAGUGAUCAUUUUAAUCAAGAUGUUCAAAGAAGGCCCAACAACAGAAAUCAGGCGGAUGUUCCAUCACCGUCUAGUGUUAGUAUUAAACCUGACGUUGUGCCACAUUCGCACAGUAACCAAGGCGGUAACCAACGCUCAAAUGAUCAUUACAAUCGAGACACACAACCAGCUGUGAGAUAUACACCUCAAUCCCGGUCAGUUGAUCGUUACAACACCGAAAAUCCACCACGGUCAGAGGAUAGGUAUAACCCUGACAUUCAGCCUCGUUCCAACCGUGAAGCACAGCCUGGAUCUGAUGAUCGUUAUAAUGUUCCACAGUCUGAUGACAAAAACAAUGCAAGCCACCAACCGCGUCCAGCUAGACUAGACUUUAAUGGUGAUCCAAGGAAUAAACAUCCAGAUCGACACACUAGAGGAAACCACCCAUCCCCAGGGUAUUCCCCGGGGAUUCCCACCUCCCCAGGGUAUGCCCGAGGGAAUCCCACCUCCCCAGGGUAUUCCCCGGGGAAUCCCACCUCCCCAGGGUAUGCCCGAGGGAAUUCAAACUCCCCAGGGUAUUCCCAGGGGAAUCCCACAGCUCCUCCAGGUUAUGACAGGUCCAAUUCAAGGCAGUCAAGGACCCCCCACCAAGAAUCUCCGCCCCGGGGCGUAGUGAUGCUAGAUGAUGGUGAACCCAUUCGGGAAAUUAAUAUCUAGUGUUAUAUGAACUUACUACCAUAAUACCAUACCUGUCAACUCUCUGGCCCUUUUUUUUCCUAGUGCUCCUUGGUGUGAACAUCUUAUGCUUUGACCAAUUUUCGUAUUAAAGUUUUACAGUCAAUAUCAAGUCAUAGUUUCGGACAGUAAGAGGCUAAUUAGGCAAUACUGGGUGAUCAGUCAGAUCUAGACUAAAUCAUAAUUAGGAGUAUCAGUUACCAUCGGCAGCCAUGAUGAUAUACAAUUUCUGGUACCUACACAGUCACACAACUUCAAAGGAAUAUCAACAAUUUUUGUAAUUCUUUGAUUUAAGAUAGGUGUCGAUUCUUAACAGGUUGCUGAAACAACGUUAUACUGCGAAGAGGUCAAAAUCUCAAACUCUGGAAGAACAGUUCGAUUUUCAAAAAUCAGAUUUCACGUUUUGCUAUUCAGGUCAGAGUUGACAGGUAUGCAUAUCUAGGACCAAAGUUCUCUAUAGGUCCAAGACUUAGAACUAUAUACCGCCUACUUAAUGUCAUCUCAUAAUAAAUAUGUUACAAGUACAAGAUUCUGUUUCUUGUACCCUAAAUAAGUUAAAUAAUCAAAAGGGAAAUUUUGUAAUGUGCAUUUUGUCUAAUAUUAUCCGUCCAGGAAAUAUUGAAUUGAAGUUUUAGGAAAACAACUGAAGAGAAUUCACCAAAAUGUUUUGAUAAAAGACAAUUUUAUCACCAUUCUUAUCCAAAACACAAUGUAAUGAUAAACCCACAAUUCAGUUUGAGCAUGGAAAAUGGGCUAUCUAUUUUUUCUACCUUUUAGAAAAAAAUGUUGUUUUAUAUCUACUGUCAAUUUCUUUUCUUAUAUAACCAUACCCCUUAAAGUUGUAAAGGAUAAGCAUAUUUUAGAGCAUCUUCUAAUUGAUUAAGAUCAUAAAACUGAUUUAUUUUAAACCAAAGUUAUGUCAAAUUUGCAACACAGUUAAAUUACAGAUCUUUAGGAUCCCAGUACCACACGCUGCACUCUCGUUUUUUAUCUCGCCACAACAAAGUAGCGGAAGCAAGACUAGGGCCAUUUAGUUUUUGCCAUUAACUUAGUUUCACUGAAAGUAUAAGUGCUAGACCAACCAAACUUGGACCAUAUAUGAAUGCAUCUUAGGUGGUACUUCUCGGCCCAUGCAUCAAACGCUGGAUGCGGCCUACCUUUCAUGGUCCAUUGAUUUUGUCAGCAUCUCCAUCAACAUUAAGUUUUUGCGUUUAAGUUAUUUUCUCUGAUAUGUGAAUUGAUGCUCAAAGCGAGGGCACAGGCAAGACAUAUCAAUCCGAAUUCCUUGUUGGUAAAUACAGUUGCCUCCCUUAAAUUUUGUGUUGGAUAUAUAACAGUAGGCACAGUUGGGCAAGGACACUUUAAUUGACCAGGUUGCUCAGUCGGUUAGAGCAACAGUAUAAAGGAAUCUUAGGACCCUAUUUCUAAUCCAAGUCUAGCCCUGCUGAUUUAAUACACUCAGAACAAUGUUGUUGAUAAUAUUUUGUAUAAUUCACCUUUAUUAUUGUUUCAUAAAAGUUCUGUAAGGUAUGGUUUUCUCUUCAGAAAUGAUUUAUCAGAAGCUAUAGUCAUGCAGAAAAUAAACCCAGUUUCUAAUGGACAUGUAUAGACAAAGUUAUGGCAGUGAUACUGGGGUGCUCAACUGAGAGCUAUACAUUAAAACCUGCCACGAAGGCCUCAAUUGUUAACCUGCCACAAAGGCCUCAAUUGUUAACCUGCCACAAAGGCCUCAAUUGUUAACCUGCCAAAAAGGCCUCAAUAGUUGACAACUGCCUGUCUAUAGAGAGCACAUGUCUGUACAACCUGUCUACAAAGGCCACAGUCUAACACAAAAUUAGGUUUACACAAGGUUCUGCUUAUUAGGCCUUGUUUGCCCCCUCUCCACCCUCCCCCACCCCACCCUCUGGGUUGUCUUAUUUUUUGUUUAAAAUUCAGUCGUAACAUGGAAAUGGUUGAGAUCCCCUGUUUACAUAAACAUGUAUCAUCCAAAUUUUCUAUGAGUUAUCCUUAGUCCUUGUGACCUUGGGAAUCAAUCAAGUAGACAUUGAAAUGUACUUCGGAGAUUGAGGAUAUUUAGAUAUAAAUAGAAAAGCUCAGCCUUAGUGAUCCUUGUUGUUCUCAUUACGCGUUUUGGUGAUAAUUACACAGAAGUGGGGUCUCUGGUUUUGAUGGUCUAUAUAAAGACGAGGCAUUUGCUUGUCCCAUGGGUGGUCUAUAUGGAAGGUUUGUACAGGUUUUUACUUUUCCUUUGGCGGUCUUUAACCCUUUCACCUCUAUGUAACUUUAGUAGACUCUACAAUGCUUUGAUCUGGAUGGGUCCAUUACGGUCUACAGUGGUGAAAGGGUUAAAGACAAGUGUUUAUGCUCUCUUUGAUUUGUGAUCCCUGUAGGCAAGGUUUUGCUUUCCCUCUCAUAUACAGGUGCUUGAACCCUUCUUUGAGGGGGCUUUAUAGAGUUUUUUUUGUGCUCGCAUGAUCUUUAUAGACAAGGUUCACCCUAUAUAACAAAUAUGCUUGUAACCCAUUAAUUUUUCGCGAUGCUGAGAUAAAUAAUUCAAAAGGAGUUUCAGUUCAACAUUCAGUUCAUCUCCCAGGUACUUAUUUAAAUAUAUUGAAACAAGAAACAGUUACAUUUAUCAAUUAUGUUUCCAAGAUUUGGAGUUUAAUUUCCUGACAAGGAGAUCCUCAUUGACAAUGUGGAAACUACUAUAUAUUACCACAGAAUAUUAAUGAUGCAUAUUGUGUAGAAGCCUACAGAACAAGUGUUACACAAGAAGUCAUUUAAAAGGAAAUAUUGUAUGUUCUUGCCAAGUGUUGUUUUGUAUUAACGUCAGGAAAUAUAUUUAAUAUGUAUUGAUUUCAUACCGCAGCAUAUUUAGAUAUACUAUGUACAUUUCAUCAAGUUUAUCGAGAGUCUAUAUUAGAAAUUAAUCGGAAUUAAUGUAUUGAUUCAUUUCGGAAUUAGAAUCAAAUCACUCAGGUAAUUAUUUUGGGAAACAAUUUGAUUAUCUCCCUUUAUCCAGAUAUUUGUCUACUUUGACAGGCGUCCACACCAAAUUUAAAUUCAUUGACCCCUGAAGUUUCAUAAUGAACUAUUCCAACCUCUGAAUUAGAAGAGUUCAAAUGUGUCUUUAGGGGUGAAUCAGUUAAUUGAUAUUGCAUCUCAUUACUUGGUUACUUAAAUAUGUUCUAAUGUUUUUCUAUGAUUUAUAUAUGGAAUUUGAUAGAAUAUUAUAUUACGUUGUCAAUAUACAAGUGAACAGAUUUAUAAAAUCAUAUAUUAUUUAUAUAUAAAAGUUUCUCCUCAGAGUUCAAAACCAAAACAUUCCACAAAAUAAAGUCAUAAUUAAAUAUCAAUUAACCCUUUCACCACUAGGUUACUUUAGUAGACUUUACCCAAUAAUUAUCUAGAUGAAUCCAUUAUGGUCUAUAGUGGUGAAAGGAUCAAGAAGGUGUAAUAAAUGAUAUGGUUGUUAUAAUAAAGCUUAACCCUUUCACUCCUAUGUUAUAUUAGUAGAUUCUACCAUGCAAUGAUCUGGACGAGUCCAUUAAGAGCUACAGUGGUGAAAGGGUUAACUUGAUAGAAAAUGUGUGUGUUUUUUAAAAAUGAUGGUGCCCCUGUUACCAAACAGUUACUUACAAACUAUUGUUUUUUUUUAUGAAAAUGAGACCUAGGUUGUAUGGGCACGUGUGUCUUCUAGAAUAAUGUCCUACUGUGACUUGAUAGUGUUGAUGGACAAUUUAGACUAUAUGACCAUGCUUGACCUUACUGUAAAGAAUACCGUCGUGACUGUGUAUGCCGUGACUUGUGUUAGGCCAUUACGACUACCCUUGUGGGUUGACUGUUUCUACUAUCGUUUAGACCCAGAAUGAUCUUACCUUGUUGAUGGACCGUUUAGACUUACAUUGUGACCUUUUAUGACCUUACUGUGUUGUUGGGACGUUUGAAAUAUUAUUAUUUGAUUUUACAGUAACGAAACAGAUAUCAGGACCAUCAUUUUUAUGGUUCUGUAAUGAAUAUAACACUUUUGAUGUAUUUAUAUUAUUCAUAUGCCUGCAUUGGUUAUUCAUGCCAAGCGAAAAAUUAUGCAGAUAUUUAAUAUUUUAUUUCCAUAUUUAUGAAAUGUGAGAUUCAAACUUUGUCUGAAACUCCUAAUGUAGUUUCGAAGUGUCUGGAAAUGUGAACAAAAUAUGCAACUGAGUUUUGGAACUAUUAAUUCAUUUACCGGUACCCCUGAAAUUUCAUAAUGAACUAUUCCAACCUUUGAAUUGGAAGAGUUCAAAUGUGUCUUUAGGGGAAAAUGAGUUAACACACAAAUGGAAUAUAAUUUAGAUCGGAAAAAUAUCCUCGUAUGACAUAAAUUAUGCAACAACAAGGACAUUGAGGUUUAACUAGUUUUUAUUAGUGGUGGUUAUGUUAAUUAAUAAUUUAAGUUAAAAACAAAUGUUAGUUUGUGGGAUGACUCCGCACUCAUUGUAAUUUGAUGUAUAAAAUACAUGAUUAUACAAACGAAAAGAAUAUUCCAUUCAUAAUGUAACCAUUGUGAUAGUCUGGUUGUGUAUAGUGGAGCCUCUUUUAUCCAGUCGCCACUGAUCCGUUUGUCCACUAUCAGGCCAUUUUUAAUUUGAGGGGGGGGGGGGCAUUUUGGUCAUCUUUUUGUCCAAUGAAUCCGGCCGUUAAACUACCCAACGACUUUCCCCGGUGACAGUGGUGAUUUGAUUAUUGAGGCCCCUCUGAAAAUAUUGAUAGACAGAAAUGGAUUUAAUUAAUAUAAUUAUGCUUUUAUGUAUACAAGGAAUUUAUCAUCAAAAA